AUGGGAGUGCAGCGGGGGAUGGAUCGGCGCAGUGAUUGGCUGCGGCGUCCCUUAAAGCGCGGCGCGGGGCGGGGCGCGGGGGGGUCAGUGCGGGACGUGGCGGUGGAGUGGCGGUGGGAGGGAGCGGCGCCAUGACCCGCGGGAACCAGCGCGAACUGGCGCGGCAGAAGAACCUGAAGAAGCAGAGCGACUCGGGCAAGGGCAAGCGGCGGGACGACGGGCUCUCGGCUGCCGCCCGCAAGCAGAGGGACUCGGAGAUCAUGCAGCAGAAGCAGAAGAAGGCCGACGAGAAGAAGGAGGGCAACAAGUAGCGGGCGGCCGCGCCGGGCUGCCGCCCCAGGGCCGGUCCCGC
Messenger RNA from Passer montanus (Eurasian tree sparrow), 352 nucleotides. It is a transcript of the gene SERF2, whose product is annotated as small EDRK-rich factor 2. The record is from RefSeq and is a predicted model, not a curated record. The transcript has 3 exons. Lineage: Eukaryota; Metazoa; Chordata; Aves; Passeriformes; Passeridae. The coding region runs from base 132 to 311 and encodes 59 amino acids.